This is a messenger RNA of Helianthus annuus (common sunflower), 1776 nucleotides long. RefSeq names its product F-box/kelch-repeat protein At1g67480. Bases 540 to 1610 code for a protein of 356 amino acids. NCBI's taxonomy places the organism in Eukaryota, Viridiplantae, Streptophyta, Magnoliopsida, Asterales, Asteraceae. Gene Ontology annotation, molecular function: protein binding. The record is from RefSeq and is a predicted model, not a curated record. The transcript has 4 exons.
UACCCAAAUCUCGUCUCAAUCUUCAAACCCGACACUACUGACGUGGGUCUGAUUCUCUCAAAAUAUUAUUAUAUAUUCAUACCCAUAACAUCUUAUUAUUCACACCUAUCACAACAAACACACAAUCCCCUCAAAUUCUCCUCUUGUUCAGGUGGUUGUGCACAUCUAGAUAAAAUGGAAGUUAGAGGGGGGUUAAGCCAAUUUCUAUGGCCUUGACUGAUCACUCACUGCAUAAGGUUAGAAGCAAGUCAGAAACUCUAGAAAUUUGUGUUUUUAGUGGUGAAACAAAUACAAGUUAUUACUCCAGAAAUAGGACAACUGGCAUGGAUUUUAAACCAGAUUCGACUAGACUCAAAAAAUCGUACGCUUUUAAUACUCAAGUGAUCAGUACUGCAACUUCUUGGACCCGUAAGAUAUCCAUAAGCGAAGGGUAUCAUGAAGUUUUGUAAUAGAAAUCUUAAAUUUUCAAUUUCUUUUGACAUUCAUUUCUUCUAAUUAAGAAGAACAAACUGAUCAACUCUAGCCUUUAGCACUUUAACAUGGCUGCAUCUGUAAGUGGAGAGACCAAUGCUUGUUUACAUUCAGUUGGCGAUGACUUUGACUGCCCGAUCUUGCCCGGGCUGCCCGACGAUAUAGCAAAGUACUGUCUUGCCCUUGUCCCAAGAACAUACUUUCCAACAAUGGGAACUGUGUCAAGGAGAUGGAGGUCUUUUAUUAUAGUUAGGAGACUUUCUGGUUUAGUUGAAGAAUGGAUUUAUGUUUUGAGUAUGGAUACUAACGGAGAUGGGACCCACUGGGAGGUCUUGGAUUGUUUUGGAAAUAAACAGGCAGUCUUACCUCGGAUGCCAGGCCCCGUGAUAGCGGGCUUUGGGGUUGUGGUUGUUAAUGGGAAGCUUAUUGUUAUGGCUGGGUAUUCGAUGGUUGCUGGUGUUGGUUCGGUUUCUUCUGAUGUGUACCAAUAUGACUCUUGUCUUAACAGCUGGAGCAAGCUUUCCAACAUGAACGUGCCUCGAUAUGAUUUUGCAUGUGCAGAAGUAAAUGGUAUGGUUUAUGCAGUUGGUGGUUAUGGGGUGGAUGGAGAUUCUCUCUCAUGUGCUGAGGUGUAUAAUCCAGAAACCGACAAGUGGACUUUAAUCGAGUCGCUUCGCCGCCCACGUUGGGGUUGUUUUGCAUGCGGGUUCGAGGGUAAACUCUACGUUAUGGGCGGGCGGUCAAGUUUCACCAUUGGAAACUCAAGGUUUGUUGACGUGUACAACCCGAUAGAGCAGUCAUGGUGCGAAAUGAAAAACGGCUGUGUGAUGGUGACCGCUCAUGCUGUAGUUGGAAAAAAACUAUUUUGUAUAGAAUGGAAAAACCAACGAAAACUCGCUAUUUUUAACCCCGAAGACGGCUCAUGGAAAAUGGUGGGGGUCCCGGUUACUGGAAGCUCGAGGGUCGGGUUUCGGUUUGGAAUUAUCGAAGAUAAGUUAUUGCUUUUCUCACUUGAAGAAGAACAAGGAGGAGGUAACACAUUAAUGUAUGACCCAAAUGCAACUACUGGCUCAGAAUGGCAGACUUCAAAGAUUAAGCCAUCUGGUUUAUGCUUGUCUUGUGUCACAAUCAAGGCAUAAUAACCAAUAAUUAUUGCAUUUCAUUUUUCUUUGCAAAUCUGUUUGUUGUUGUAGUCAAGUUUCAUGUAUUAUGGAUACCUAAGUUAUAUGUACUUAUUUAGUCUGACAAUCUAAGUGUGAAACUUAUAUUUAUAUCUAAAAUAUUUAUAGAAAAUUUACGAAAUAA